Messenger RNA from Aureobasidium namibiae CBS 147.97, 1035 nucleotides. RefSeq names its product putative zinc-binding alcohol dehydrogenase domain-containing protein cipB. Gene Ontology annotation, molecular function: oxidoreductase activity, acting on NAD(P)H. The record is from RefSeq and is a predicted model, not a curated record. NCBI's taxonomy places the organism in Eukaryota, Fungi, Ascomycota, Dothideomycetes, Dothideales, Saccotheciaceae. The transcript has a single exon. Bases 1 to 1035 code for a protein of 344 amino acids.
AUGCCUUCCAACACCGCAGCAUGGCAGCCCAAGCCCGGCGUUCGUCUUGAAAUCAAAGAUACACCCUACACAUCUCCUCCUGCCGACUCCAUUGUCAUAAAGAAUCACGCUAUCGCCCUGAAUCCCAUCGACUUCAAGCUACAAGAUAUUGCUCUGUUCCCAUUUCUCUCCUACCCGACAAUCCUGGGCAUGGACACUGCUGGUGAAGUGGUCGAAGUAGGGAGCGCACUCUCGUCCAGAUUCAAGUUGGGCGACAGAGUACUGGCACUGGGUGGAGGUGUAUCUGCCAACACGCCUUCUGGCUCGGCUUUCCAGAAGUACUCUGUUGUUCUCGCGAGUAUGGUCACAAAGAUCCCCGACAGCCUGUCCUAUACCGAUGCUUCUGUGAUGCCCCUGGGCAUUGCCACCAGUGCUUGCGGUCUCUUUCAAGAGGACCACCUCGCUCUGAAGUAUCCUUCACACUCUCCUAAGCCCACUGGCCAAACACUACUGGUAUGGGGCGGCUCGUCCAGCGUUGGUGUCAACGCUAUCCAGCUGGCACUUGCCGCCGGCUACGAAGUCGUCACCACAGCCUCGCCCAAGAACUUCGAGCUUCUCCGUGAUCUAGGUGCCAGCGAGACUAUCGACUACAAUCUUGACCCAUCAACCCUGCUCGAGCAGCUCAUCGUUGCCUUUAAGCACAGAACCCUGGCUGGCGUCCUGCACACUGCUGGAGAUAGCAGUGGUCCCAUCUCCGUGUGUGCAGACCUCUUCUCCACAAUCGAGGGCAACAAAUUCUUCACGACCAGCGUACCUCUGCCUGCAGAUAUACCUGCCGACUUCAAGCACAGUCGUAUCUUCGCAAGCACGAUCAAGGACAACGGCAUUGCAGAUGCAGUCUUUGGAGACUUUCUGCCUGGAGCAAUCGCGGAGGGCAAGUACAAGCCAGCGCCUCGGGCUGAAGUUGUUGGGUCUGGAUUGGAGUCUAUACAACAGGGUCUGGACAUUCUCAGAAAGGGUGUCUCUGCAAAGAAGCUUGUUGUCACUCUUGACUAG